Messenger RNA from Marchantia polymorpha subsp. ruderalis, 4185 nucleotides. NCBI's taxonomy places the organism in Eukaryota, Viridiplantae, Streptophyta, Marchantiopsida, Marchantiales, Marchantiaceae. The record is from the annotation of a GenBank genome assembly.
GGGGAGGGGUUGCCUGAUGCACUGGAUUAUAUCGAACCGGGCGACGAGAAGCUGCGAGGACGAGUUUGUCCGAUGAAUCCACUCUACGCGAGCUUGAGAAAGUGUCGAUUGGACGGAAGCUGAGAAGGGGCGUGCGACAAUCUCCUUCUAGCAUUAGGUGGAGGAUGUAAUCUGUUUUUGCCGCGUUGAUUGGUGUCGGAACCGUGCAAUUUGCCUGCCCCUGUGAUCUGCGGGAAGCGGAGGAAGAGGAGCGAGCGAGCUCGAGGCGAGACGCGGAUCGAGCAUGGGGCGGUGCAAGGUCGAGAGAGUGAAUGCCGUCAUUUGCUCUUGCGGAGCUUCUGCAGCUGGAGGGCGUUUGGCGUGGACGAAAAUGGCGUCGGAGUGAUGCUGACAGGCAUCGGGGAGAUCCGGUGUCUUGGCACGGGCUUGGAGUCUAAAGCUUCGCUUUAGACUGAAUUUGAGUGUGUCGCUUUGAGAAGAGAGCACCAAUGAGUGGAGAAAACCGAGCGAGGAUGUUGAUGCCAUUACAAAAUACUAUGAGGCUGGCGGGCCAUUCCCUCCAGCCUCAAGGCCAUACUCUGUUUCUGAGGGAGCCGAACAAGGUUGAGCACCCUUUUGUCCUGUGUGCUGCGCCCCUUGGUGACAUGCACCCUGCGGCCAGUACUGUGCUCGAAACCGUCGAAGACGAGGAGAAGUUGCUGGCAGUAGCGCAUCAACACUACAAAGCAGGAAAUUAUCAGUUGGCAUUGGAACAUUGUAACAUUGUAUAUGAGAGGAACUCGAAACGUACAGAUGCCCUGCUCUUACUCGGUGCUAUCUACUACCAACUACACGAUUUUGACAUGUGUAUUGCAAAGAAUGAGGAGGCGAUUCGACUGGAUCCAGAAUUUGCAGAAUGCUAUGGUAACAUGGCUAAUGCCUUGAAGGAGAAAGGAAACAUCGACCACGCUAUACACUAUUACACGUUGGCUAUAGAGUUGAGACCAAAUUUUUGUGAUGCUUGGUCCAAUUUGGCGAGUGCAUACAUGCGGAAAGGAAGACUUGACGAAGCAGCACAGUGCUGUAGACACGCCCUGUCUCUGAACCCUCGAUUGGUCGAUGCUCAUAGCAACCUUGGCAACCUUUUCAAAGCUCAAGGACUAACACAUCACGCGUACGUCUGCUACACUGAAGCCAUCCGAAUUCAGCCAAAUUUUGCAAUUGCAUGGUCAAACUUGGCUGGUUUGUUCAUGGAGGCUGGAGAUUUUGAGAAAGCGCACACUUACUACAAGGAAGCGAUUCGCUUAAAGCCAAACUUUUCAGAUGCUCACCUCAAUCAGGGAAACGUCCUCAAGGCGCUUGGAAUGCCUCAAGAAGCAAUACUUUGUUAUCAGAGGGCAAUACAGUUACGUCCUGACUACGCGAUUGCUUAUGGAAAUCUAGCGAGCGUGUACUACGAGCAAGGUCAAUUGGAUCUUGCGAUUAUUCAUUACAAGCAAGCGAUACUUUUGGAAUCGACGUUUCUCGAAGCGUAUAAUAAUCUGGGAAACGCCCUGAAGGAUGCCAACCGGGUGGAAGAAGCUAUCAGUUGCUACCAGUCGUGUCUUGCAUUACAAGCCAAUCAUCCUCAAGCUCUUACAAAUCUUGGAAACAUCUACAUGGAGUGGAACCUCGUCAAUACAGCUGCAAACUUUUACAAAGCAACUUUGAGUGUCACUACUGGUCUUUCUGCUCCAUACAGCAAUCUUGCGACCAUUUAUAAACAACAGGGACACUACGCCGAGGCUAUUGCCUGUUACAAUGAAGUUAUGAGGAUAGAUCCGACGGCGGCAGAUGGGCUUGUCAACAGAGGAAAUACAUUGAAAGAAAUUGGCCGCGUGAGCGAAGCAAUUGCAGACUACCUACGAGCUGUAACUAUUCGUCCAAAUAUGGCUGAAGGGCACGCAAAUUUGGCUUCGGCCUACAAGGAUAGUGGGCAUGUAGAGGCCGCAAUAAAAAGCUACAAGCAGGCUUUGGUGCUACGGUCCGAUUUUCCCGAAGCUACAUGCAAUCUCCUCCACACCCUUCAGUGUGUCUGUGACUGGGAAGAUCGCGAUAACAAGUUUUUGGAGAUUGAAGCUGUCGUUAAACGUCAAGUGAAGAUGUGUGCACUUCCCAGUGUUCAACCUUUUCAUGCGAUUGCAUACCCGAUUGAUCCUUUGCUUGCUCUCGAUAUCAGCCGUAAGUACGCAGAACACUGCUCUCUUAUUGCCUCACGAUUACAGCUGCAACCAUUCGUCCAUCCCGCCGCAGUACCCGUGAAAAAGGAAGGCGGCAGCGGGAGGCUACGUGUUGGAUACGUGAGCAGCGAUUUCGGAAACCACCCACUUUCCCAUCUUAUGGGCUCCGUUUUCGGAAUGCAUAAUCGCGAGCAUGUUGAGGUAUUUUGCUAUGCGUUAAGCCAGAGUGAUGGCAGCGAAUGGAGGCAGCGCAUAUCUGCUGAAGCAGAACACUUUAUCGAUGUGUCCUCGUUGUCUUCAGAUAUAAUAGCUAAAAUGAUCGCCGAAGAUCAUAUUCAGAUUCUAGUGAAUCUCAAUGGGUACACAAAGGGUGCCAGGAAUGAAAUAUUUGCUUUACAACCAGCUCCUAUUCAAGUCUCCUACAUGGGAUUCCCGGGAACAACUGGUGCAGACUACAUCGACUACUUGGUUACAGAUGAACUCGUUUCACCCUCAAAGUACGCACACAUAUACUCUGAGAAGCUUGUCCACCUGCCGCACUGCUACUUUGUUAAUGACUACAAGCAGAAAAAUCGGGAUGUUUUGGACCCCAGUAUUCAACUGAAGCGAUCAGAUUAUAACCUACCGGAAGAUAAAUUUCUGUUUGCCUGUUUCAACCAACUGUAUAAGAUGGACCCAGAGAUUUUUACCACAUGGUGUAAUAUCUUAAAACGAGUACCCAACAGUGCUAUCUGGCUUCUUCGCUUUCCAGCUGCUGGUGAAAACCGACUUCGCGCAUUUGCUGCAGCACAGGGCGUAAGACCAGAGCAAAUCAUCUUUACCGACGUAGCUGCCAAAAAUGAACACAUCCGCCGGAGUGAAUUGGCAGACCUUUUCCUUGACACUCCACUUUGCAAUGCCCAUACAACGGGCACAGAUGUUCUUUGGGCAGGCCUUCCCAUGAUAACUCUUCCAUUGGAGAAAAUGGCCACUCGUGUGGCAAUGUCGCUUUGUUAUGCGGCUGGUUGUGGUGAAGAUAUGGUAGUGAGCAGUAUGCAUGAGUACGAGGAGAGGGCAGUGCGUUUGGCCGAAAACCCAACUCUUCUAAAGGAGGUUACGAACAAGCUACGAGCGAAUCGGCUAACAAGCCCCUUGUUUGAUACUGCUCGUUGGGUGCGGAAUUUGGAAAGAUCAUACUUCAAGAUGUGGCAUUUGUUCUGCAAGGGCAAUCAUCCACAACCUUUCAAAGUGUUGGAGGAUGAUGUGGAGUUUCCGUACGAUGGGUAAUGGAUAUGAUGGCAUGUCUUGCAUUUGCAGGCAGAUCUUAAUUUGUGGGAGAUGUAAAAGCCAUCUUUUCCACAAUGUUGACAAGGUCCUUACUUCACAAACUUAUAAUGGUAAUCUUCGAUCUGUCUCCACAAAAUGUGAAUUCCCAUAUGAUGCACUGUGGCGGUAUUUGACUGACCUGGCCCUUGGAAUGAUAUGUGGACAUUCAGUGUUGAUGGGGGUGCUGGUGGCUUGACUAAUUCUUGCCUUCAUUGGCAUCACAGAGUAGGAAACUUGGCCCCAUCCCUCGUAAAGUAAGGGUAAGGAUAGUCGGGCUCUCUCAUGUGACAAACGAACCAUCGGCUGGUACAGUGGUCGUCUGCUCAAGCGUUCUGCAGGUCUGCAUUCCCUUCAUUAGCACAGCAGACAACGGAGAAGAUAGAUGGGAACCUUUGGGAUUGUUUGUUCCCCAUGAGAGGUCUGCAUUCAGUGGUUGCGUACCACCAGCCAGGUCCACUUUACCCUCAUGGCAAGGGUUACCUUUUUACAGGCUAAUACGUUUCUUUAGCUACAAUUCGAAAUACAUUCUUUUCUUAAGCACUCCUCUGAAGCAUUCUGCUUCAGAGAUAAUGUCUUAAAGUUUUCGUUGCCAGCAAGGCAAGUUAGCGUGGAAAGUGAGGCGAGUUGCAAAUUCGAACAAAGUAAUAAAGAAAUUCUCCUUCACAGGUGGAUGGAUUUCGGC